UUAUUAUGGGGGUCCGAAAGUCGAUUCAAAUCGAUUUUACUCCACAAAUAGCAAACGAUAAAAGAAACUAAUUUGCGUAUAAUAAAUAAUAAUAACAAAAUUAUAAUAAACCACGACAUAGUUGCAAUUAUGUAGUAUAAUAACGUUAAUGUUAUUCAAGGAUUUGUUAAUAAUUAAUACUGAUAUUUCAGAGAAGUUUGCAGAAAAACCUGAAGGCAAAGAGGAGAAGGCUGAAUUAGGUAAAAAACAAGCAGGCAAUCUUCCUGAUAAGCGUGCUGGACGUCAAGAACGAGGUGGAAAGUGGGUCAGGCGCAGACAAUAUUAUGCUGUCAAAAGGCAUGAGCAAUGGCUGAACAAAGAAGCAGCAAGAAGACUUCAUGAAACUGAAAAGGAACGCAUUCGUCAAGAAGAAAGAGGUAUUAUAGGAGGCACAAUUAUGCGCAUACGUGACAUAUCCCGCUGGAAAAAGUGA
Messenger RNA from Nasonia vitripennis (jewel wasp), 472 nucleotides. RefSeq lists its product as uncharacterized. The record is from RefSeq and is a predicted model, not a curated record. The transcript has 3 exons. NCBI's taxonomy places the organism in Eukaryota, Metazoa, Arthropoda, Insecta, Hymenoptera, Pteromalidae. Bases 149 to 472 code for a protein of 107 amino acids.